Molecule: messenger RNA, 3755 nt
Organism: Trichomycterus rosablanca
Lineage: Eukaryota; Metazoa; Chordata; Actinopteri; Siluriformes; Trichomycteridae
Gene: sash1b
Product: SAM and SH3 domain containing 1b
Exons: 20
Coding region: 1-3483 (1160 amino acids)
Molecular function (GO): protein binding
Source: RefSeq, a predicted model, not a curated record
AUGACCACCGGGCCUGCGAUCGUCUACGAGUGGUUAAAAGCCCUGCAGCUCAGCCAGUAUGUCGAGUCUUUUAUGGAUAACGGCUACGACGAUCUGGAAGUGUGUAAGCAAAUUGGAGAACCAGAUCUGGACGCCAUCGGUGUGUUUCCACCUCAUCACAGGCUUAAAGUUCUUCAAGCAGUGCAGAGACUCAAAGAGCAAGAUAGGAAGUUUGCUCCAGCUCUUUACUUCACACUAGAACCUCUACCAGACGUCUCCAAUGACUGCGAGAUCAAAUCAAGUAUUAAUCAUUGGGAUAAACCAGAAAAUGGAUUGGCCAAUAACAAUAUGCUACAUGGAUGCUCGCCAGAACUAGUGUCCUACCCAAAACUUAAGCUGAAAAUCCUGAUCCGGGAUAAAUUGUUCAAGGAUGGGACUGACCUGAGUAAGCCUCCUUACUCGUUUAAGGAUGGCUCUCUUGGAAACAUUAAGGACCUGGUUAAGGAGUUUGCCGAGUAUUACAGUACCUCGUACAGUGAUGUAAAUGAGAGAAUGGAGGAGCUACGCAAGCGCAAAGUGGCUCAGGAAUCAGAAACUGUGAAUACUGAGUUGAUGACCACAUCACUCCAGCUACGCUCAGAAAUCCAGGAGUCACUAGGCCUGAGCAGUACUGUAUCCACUCCUGAGGUCGAGCGAAGGCUGAUGAACAGGUCGAGCUCAGAAGAUGGAUGUGGAGGAAGAUGGGAUACAAGAAAGAAAAAUAAAUCCUUCUGGCAGAAUUUCCGCAAGUCACAGAAAGGUGAUGUGCGCCAGACAACAAAAGGUGAUGUGGGUUUUGUGGCCAGUGAGAUCACAAUGAGUGAUGAAGAGCGUAUUCAGUUAAUGAUGAUGGUGAAGGAGAAGAUGAUCACUGUAGAAGAGGCCUUGGCUCGGUUAAAGGAGUAUGAGAAUCAGAACAGACAGUUAUGCAAUACAGACGCAACCGAAUGGAGUGAGGCUACCAGUCCCACUAUGAAUGAGUCCUACUGCUAUUCAGAAGAUGAGGAGGACUCGAUGGCUUUUCAAAGACUUCACAAACUGGUCAAUUCCACUCGCCGUGUAAAGAAGAAGCUCAUCAGAAUGGAUGAAAACAAAAAAAACACAUCAAAAGACUCAUUGAGUUCAGAGCUCUCUCCCUCAUGUGAGAAAACGGCCUCCUUCUACUCAGGAGUUCAGAAGCACCUUGCUGUGUCACCGGGUGAUGGGCUUGUGUCAGUUCUGCAAGAGCAGCUAUGCGUGGACGGAGACUCAGAAAGCCUGACCACAUCUCCAUCCUCCAGUAGCCUGAAUGCAUACAGUGACCCUAAAGUCUUUAAGAAUUUUACCAGUAGCCAGGGGCUGUUCCACCCCCCCUCAGGACCUAUAAUUGGCACCUCUGUCAUGGACCCAGGCAGUGUCUCAUCAUUCUCUGAAGCUGAGGGCUACUGUGAGGAGGAGCAUAGACUGAGUCGUUCUGUAACAGAAGGAGAAAUGAGAUGGGUCCAGAGUCCUUUGAAAUACCAUGGGAGGGCUUGCAGCUUUGGAGGAUUUGAUCUCCGAAACCAGUCUGUAUACUCAGGAGACAACAACUGUAGCCCCAAUAGUGAAAACGGAGACAGAAGCAGCAGGAGAGUUGUGGUGAGAUCACCUAUUUCAUCUCGUAUUUUUCUUGGGAAGGUAAAAUCAGUGAAAGAGACCAUGAGGAAACACAUAUCCAAGAAAAGCAGCUCUGCCUUGUUUGAGCAGUCAAGUCCAUCCAGAGUGCCUGACUCUCCGCAGUCCCCCCAUACAGACACCGACUCCCUGGAAAAACCCAAACUCAAAUCUGGAGGAUCUGUUGAGAGUCUGAGAAGUUCACUAAGUCAACAGAGCUCAAUGAGUGGGCAGACUGUCAGCACGACAGACUCAUCAGCAAGUAACAGAGAAAGUGUGAAGUCAGAGGAUGGUGAUGAAGAUGAGCUGCCUUACAGAGGACCUUUCUGUGGCCGAGCCCUCGUACACACAGAUUUUAUUCCCAGUCCAUAUGAUACAGAUUCCCUUAAACUCAAGAAAGGGGAUGUAAUAGACAUCAUCAGUAAGCCACCCAUGGGUACAUGGAUGGGCCUUCUAAAUAACAAGGUGGGCACAUUUAAAUUCAUCUACGUAGAUGUGCUGAGUGAAGAAGGUGAAAAGCCGAAACGCAGCAUUAGAAGAAGAAGGAAGAAUCAGCCUCCCAAACCCUCCUCCGUGGAGGAGCUUCUAGAGCGGAUCAACCUCAAAGAGCACAUGCCCACGUUUCUUUUUAAUGGCUAUGAGGAUCUGGAAACAUUUAAGCUACUGGAGGAGGAGGACCUGAAUGAGUUGAAUAUCAGAGACCCACAGCAUAGAGCAGUGCUGCUGACUGCAGUGGAGCUGCUACAGGAAUAUGACAGUAACACUGACCCUGAGCAUUCUGGAUCCUCUGAAGACUCUGAGGAAAAGGUUCAGUCCGAAAUCUUGGCCCCAUCCAGUGACUCCCCUCGUGACUCGGGCUGUUAUGAGAGCAGUGAGAAUUUGGAGAAUGGAAAAGACAUCAGGACAUCCCAUUUAAGCAGGUCCUCAUCAGGCUUUGAGUCCACUCACCUUCCAUCUCCUGAGUAUCCACCUGAAUCCUGUAGCCAGUCUGGACAUAGUCCAGAGUCUCUCCUUUGUCCUUUGCAAAUAAAAUUAAUCGAAGAUCCAAAGUUUGGAACAAGGCACUACUUGAAAAGAGCAAAGAGCUACGAUGUCCUGUUUUGUCAAACCGCACCCCAAUUUCUUCAGAAGCAUAGUAUUUCAUUGGAUGAUCUUCUGCCGAAACUCUACCAAAAGGAGCCCAAAUCAACCGAUUUUACUCCCACUUCUUUUAUGCUGUUUGAUAGUGUGCUGCAAAAUCAUACCCCUGCAAACCCAGAGGAGCUAACUGCACAGCUAGCUACAACAGAUAAGCUACCUGCUGUUGACUCUAUAGAAGCUGAGGUUAAGAAAAUACCCAUAGAUAAAGCUGAAUCAGCUCCAACGGACCUUUUUUUAUCCACACAACGCAUAAAGCCACCAGUUCCUCCGAAACCUCUUCAAUCUCCUUUUGUAAGGGGCAAAAAGACAACCAGCUUUGACAACAAACAUGUUUCCUCGAAUACCCAUCUGCCAAAAAAUUCAGACCAUGCCUCAGGUAUUGGUUUGACUAGCAAACCGUUCAUGCCCAGACUAGGAAAGAAAGUGCAGCACAACAAAACAUCUAAUCUGGAGUCACUAGUGAAGGAUAAACUAAGCUUGGAUGGUAUAGAUCUUACACUGGAACCAUAUUCUGAUAAGCAUGGACGUUACAGGGUGCCAUUAUCCCUCAUUCAGAGAUACUCUGAAGAUUUGGACAAGCCUUUAGGUGAUAUUGCCACAGUCAUGGAUCAGACAAGAGUCAAGCUACUUCGCCAACAGCACCGCAUGGCGAUCCCACUGAGAGGUUUGUCAGAGAUUUGCAUCGAGAUAUAAUCUGCUUGAACAAUGCCAACGUCUUACUGCUGUGACCAGUCACGCUCGGACAUGGAUUGUCUCUGGCAUGGAUCUGCCUGGUUGUCAUUGACUAUUUGUUUGAUAAAGUGUGUCCUUAUCUUAAAGUCAAUCACUGACCCUACCUCUAAACUACAAUAACGGUUUUAGUAAUGCAGGAUAUAAAUACAAAAGGACCAGUGGCAGAAAUUUUUAAGGGAAUGGACUGUCAUAAACUGCCUUGAGAUCAUAAUGCUUAUUACUAAAGCCAGUUA